AUGAGGCAGGAUGGUUUUGCUCCUGAGGUUAUAAAGGAAGCAGCUCAGGGACUCCUUCAGUGUCUCGAGGGAGGGAAGGAGACAGAUGCUGGCAAGGACCACGAACAAGCCGGCCACGUUCACAGGCAAGUGUUCAAGACCCCUUCGGGCAACUUCUGCGGAGAUUCCUGGUCGAAGAGGGUCCAGGCCCGCGCCGACCUCACGGCAGCCUGGAGCCAGUCCUGCGGGGUGCAGGCUUCCCAGCCGGAGACUCCGGGGACAAAGCUCUACGACUGUACCCAGCUCCCUGUGACCUCAGCUGCCCCUGCGCGAACCCCCCAAAACCUCAGUGCCCCAGGAACAGCCAUCCCUGCGAACCUUUCAAACGGGAAGCCAAAGCCUGGCCCCGGGGCAGCACUGGCCGACGUCCCUCUCUUCGGGGGCUCUCCCGCAGCAUCAACAGUGCAGCCGCCCGGGGAGAACGGCGACCCCCAAGCCCUGUGGAUUUUCGGAUACGGCUCCCUGGUGUGGAGGCCCGACUUCGCCUACAGUGACAGCCGCGUGGGCUUCGUGCGCGGCUACAGCCGGCGUUUCUGGCAGGGUGACACCUUCCAUCGGGGCAGCGACAAGAUGCCUGGCCGUGUGGUGACUCUCCUUGAAGAUCGUGAGGGCUGCACUUGGGGUGUGGCAUACCAGGUUCGAGGAGAGCAGGUAAACGAGGCCCUGAAGUAUCUGAACGUGCGGGAGGCAGUGCUUGGCAGCUAUGACACCAAGGAGGUGACCUUCUACCCUCAGGAUACACCGGAGCAGCCCCUCAAGGCACUGGCCUAUGUAGCCACCCCACAGAACCCUGGCUACCUGGGCCCUGCUCCGGAGGAGGCCAUUGCUACCCAGAUCCUGGCCUGCCGGGGUUUCUCUGGCCACAACCUCGAGUACUUGCUGCGACUUGCUGACUUCAUGCAGCUCUGUGGACCUCAGGCACAGGAUGAGCAUCUGGAAGCCAUUGUGGACGCGGUGGGCUCCAUGCUGCCCUGUUUCUGCCCCAUCGAGCAGGCUCUGGCACUGGUCUGAGGGGCACAGCGUCUGCAGGGAUUGCACAUGCAGACCUUAGGACAGAUACCCAGCUCAGUGCCUGAGUCAGAUGUGGUACAGCGGGAGCCCCUGAGAGGACAUAGCAGGCAGCUGGGACACCUCUCCCUAAGUCCGCCUGCCUGCCAGCCUGCACCUGUCCUGUGUGACGCUGACUUCCUACUUGAAACGUAAUUUAUUGCACCAUGUUGGUGUGGUGGGCAGGGUGGGGGGCCUGCCCUGGACACGGGCCCUGCUGUGCGGUGGCCUAGUCCAGACCCCUGGUGCCUCACCAGAUCCCCCCAGUGUUGCUGCUAACCCCACGUCACCCAGUCCUCCAGCUCCCCAGGGAGUCCCCAUGCACUUUCACCCUCUGUCCACUGAGAUGGGCAAUUCCUCAGCCCUGGAAGAACUCUCCUGCCCAAGUGCCCAUCCCGCUGUAUGAAGGGCAGGAGCAUGGAGAAGGGCCAGCAAGGGCUGAGGCCUGCACAUCCACUGGGAGCCCAGGGCAGAGCUGGAUCUGAUGCCUGGUCACGCUGAGAGACAGGCCUGGGCUUUUUACCUUUGUGGUUUUCUCUCCCCAUUACUCUGCCCAUCUGCUUGUCUGGGCCACUCCUGUGUAUCUCUUGUUCUGUUCCUGGGAAGCUCAUCACUAUAGGUCCUGGCCCUUUCCCCAUCUGUUCCAUACAUUUACCCAUAAAUUGGUCUCUUAUUAUCUGUGCUGCGCUGCAGUGUGA
Messenger RNA from Fukomys damarensis (Damara mole-rat), 1784 nucleotides. It is a transcript of the gene Chac1, whose product is annotated as ChaC glutathione specific gamma-glutamylcyclotransferase 1. Gene Ontology annotation, cellular component: cytoplasm. Gene Ontology annotation, biological process: glutathione catabolic process. The record is from RefSeq and is a predicted model, not a curated record. NCBI's taxonomy places the organism in Eukaryota, Metazoa, Chordata, Mammalia, Rodentia, Bathyergidae. Bases 1 to 1050 code for a protein of 349 amino acids. The transcript is spliced from 5 exons. Gene Ontology annotation, molecular function: glutathione specific gamma-glutamylcyclotransferase activity; gamma-glutamylcyclotransferase activity.